AUGGCUCGUAGCCCACGGACGGCGGUCCCGCCUGCCCCUCAAACAUCAACCCCUACCGCCUCGGCAUCGACAUCAGCCAUCGCUACCCGGCCAUCUCGGCGGCGGAAGAGCGUCUCGGCUUCUGCGUCAGCCGCGCCCUCACCUGCGUCAGCAUCGGCAGCGGACGCACCUUCGCCACUCACUGGCUUGACACCCAUAUCAGCAUCGGCGGUGGCGGGGCCGAGUAGGGGCCAGCGGAGUCAUGCGCUCAGGAGCGAGUGGAUGGCAGCGGAACGGACGGCGUGUCCGUUUCCUGCGGAGUAUGGAGGGAGGGAUAAGUGCGGGGUCAGCGAGGAGGACGAGGCGGAUGAGGUGUUGAUGGCUGUCUGUGGUUCUUUGGCUCACUUCCACAACCGCGCGCUCUCCCCGGAAGAGAUGGCCCGUAUCUCAGUCGACAAGGGCUGGGUACGACCACCUACCGCCGCUGUCGAGCCUUCUACCCCUUUCGCAACAUCCAUCCGGAAUCACUUCAAGCGGUGCGAGAAGGCUGUCCCACCCCGUCAUCCCCUCAUACUCAAAUAUCAGCUCGGCGGAUCGGUCGCUGAGCAGGUGCUCGAGCCGGCGUUACACCCGGAUGCGCUGGCAGACGGAAUGAGGCCAAAAGGAACGGUAUACUACCUGGCGCCGGCGGGGAAGAUGAAGUGGAAGAGUCCGUUUGCGGGGAUAGAGGUACCGAAGACGGCGCCGAAAAAGCCGGGACCGGUCAAGAAGUACAAUACGACCAAGGAGAAGAAGAAGGAGGCAGGCGUGAAGGGGAAGGGCAAGACGGAGAAGGAGGCGGUACCGCUGGCGGCCGCAGGGAGUGUACAGCCAGUCAAGCUGAGGCUGUUUCUCAAUCCAGCAGCGGCGGCGGCGAAGGAGGAGGCGGCCAAGGCGAGGGAGGAGGAGCUGGUCAUGGGAGAACCUCUCUCCCGGAACAGCAGCGCGGGACCGAGCGUCCCGGCUAGUCGAGAGGGAAGUGGGCAGAGCUCGCCCGUUGACACUGCCUCGGGGACGUUCCCACCUCGACGGCAAAAUCGUCGGUCUAGUCGAACAUACGACUCUUCCGACGAUAGCGACUCUUCCGAUUCGGAGGAGGAGACACCCACCACUGCAUCCACGUCCCGCUUCCCUCGGCUCAAUCGACCACUCCGUCGUCCCCCUCCUGCUCCUGUAUCAAUCACGAACUCGCCUCGCUUUCCCCACCUCGCUCGUCUUCCUCAGGGCUCACCGUUCAAGGAGCUCUUCUUCCCUUCCUCGCCACAUGCCACAUCAUCCCCCUUCCCGAUCUGCCCGGCAUCACCACACGUCCCACCCUUCCCUACCCACUCCCUCGACAAUACUUCCUGGGUCGACCGGUCCCGCUCACGCGAGCUGGAUCAGUACGGCAUGGAAAGCUCCUCCUCUUCUUCGGACGACGAAAUGCGGGAUCUGGACUAUGGGCAAGAGAGCGGAGUGCUCAUUCGCGCCGGAGCGGACGAUGAGGAGGUGCGCAUCUGGACGACGGCGGAGAUGGAGGCAGAGGCGAAGGUCAAGGAGACGACGGAUGCUCUGCGGGUCCUCUUCCCGCCUGGUCUCGCGGACGACGUGAUGGAGACGGAUCAGCUGGAGCUUAACCGGCUGGACAAUCGUCCGCUCGCUUCGGAUGCUUCAUCCAUCGCGGAAUCUACCUCGACGGCGGCUCCCAGACUCAGACCUGGCGAGUCAUACCUCCCCCUCAACGCCUGGCUAGCGCAUUCGUCCUCGCCCGUCCCGUCGCCCGUCCUGCGGUUCGCCGUCCCCCUUCCUUCCGACUUAUCACCCACUCAACACCUCCCUCGGCACCACACUACCCUCGAAGAUGAUUCGAUGGACAUUGACGACUCUGCAUGGCUGGACGAGUCGGGCGAGGGACCGGUCCGUGCCGACCCUGACGACCUUUCGGAUGUCGAGGACGUUUCGCAGGCUGGAGAUGUCCCUUCUCCCGGCCACGACCGGCGGCGGCAUACUGCGGAAUGGGCGAUCAACGCCGCCGUAUCGACCGCUUUCCCAGUCAAGGAGGAGCUGGUCGAUUACCCCUCACCCGGCCUGACGGAGUGCGAUGAGGAGCCAGAUUCCAUUGUUGGCUCGCACGACAUUUCUCGCGCUUCGUCGGCGGAUACGACGCGGUCGGAAGAGGUGCUUCUUGAUGAUCAGGAGGCGGAGGGGGAGUAUGAGGGCCCAGAGAGUAUCACGGUGGAAGAUGUAGAUGGGCUGUAUCAUCCCCUCUGCCCGGUCGAGAAGACGCCACAGAGGGGAAAGAAGGCGAGGGGCCGGAACACGACGACGGCUCAUCAUCGUCGGAGGGAGAGUUUGGGCAAGAUCGGCGUGGCGGUGGGGUUCAUGACGAGGGCGGAGAGUCCGGUCAAGGCUUCAACGGGGUCGGGGACACCUCGGACCCGAUCCACCCGUCCCUCCACCCGCCGUCGAAAAUCGAGUACCAUCCCACCACCUACGGAAACUCCGCCUACACCCCCUCUCACGGAAUCGCCGCUCGGUCUGCUACCCGUCAAUACCGCAGAGGACGGGCAAGACCAAGAGUGGAUAGACGCGAUUGGGACGGCGGACUUUGAGCGGGCGGUAGCGGAGGCAGAAGCAAAAGAGGAGGAACGCCGCCUUGCCGCGCGGGAAAAGGCGGAGCAGAAGCGGGCGCUCCUCGAGGCGUACCGAGCGAGGAUCGCCUCGUCCCCGGAUGGAAAUACUCGCAUGUCCUGGGAGUACGGUGCUAGCGGUGCCGACGGUACAGGGACAUGGGGCACCGGAUCGACAGAAUCACUCUACCCACCCUCCUCCGGCGCGAUGAGCCCCCUCGCGCUUCACUCGAUGAGCAUGCUCAGUCUCAAGGAUAUGCCGAGCGCGGUGGAUCCGCGUGCGCUGCGCAGUCCGCCUAUCCGUUGGGAUGGGGUCAAUAUGGGGAUGCAGAUGGGAAUGGGCAUGGGGAUGGGAGGGAUGGAGGAGAUGAUGGGCAUGUAUCCCGCUUCGGCGCCGCCGAUGCUGCCAAUGCCUGUCCCGGCGCAAGGGGGAGAUGUGGCCAUGGAUGGAAGUACGGCGGAGGUGCCUCCCACGGUCGCCAAAGCGGUAUCGUCGGCGCCAAUCCCCAUCGCUCCGGCACCUGCUGCGUCGACGUCGGCUAAGCCAACGCCAGCACCUACUCCCGCACGCACCAUAACCCCCGCUCCGGCUGCCACUGCCGCCCAGGCCCCGGCGUCAGCUCCGGCUACUGCUGUCGCCGCGCCCGCACCCAAGCCUGCACCUCGCCCCAACAACCUUCACAUCGCCGUCCCGCUGUGCAAUGGCGUUCAGAUCAGCGUGAUCAGCAUGAUUCCCGUCUACUUCUUACACCACACAAGCAGACUCGGAACGUUUGUUCUCAUCAGGCGUAUUGAUAGCGACUACGUCAACGUUACUACCCUCCUCCUCGCACUCGGUAUCCCCAAGAGCAAGCACCACACCAUUGUCAACCCCUCUGGCCAUACCUUCCAAGCUACCAAGGAGGUCCCGGAGCCGACCGAGCCGAAUAUGGGGUACGAUCCCGGAGUUGUCGGUCUCUGGAUCAGGUUGACGGAUGCGCGGUUCCUCCGGGAUCGGUUCAAGAGUCUGGCGGAUAGUCCUAUUUGGGCGAUGCUGAAUGAUGAUAUUGUCGAACGGUUCAUGGAAGUCAUCAAGAACCAGGAGGUCUCGCAUAUCCAUACGAGGAAGGACCAGUUCGGGAGCGCGUUCCAUGCCACUCCACGCAAGAUCUCGCCGGGCUCCACACCGAUCGGUUCGGCCCCGCCACGGCCCGACUCAGCUCCGGGAGCUCGACCCAAACCUGCCGCGCCGGCUGCUACCACCGCGGCGGCGCGGAAGGCCGCUCCAGUCUCUGCACCUGGGGCAGCCGGACCUUCGCACCAGCGCGCCAACUCUAUCGCUGCGUCGACUGCUCCGGCUCGGCCUACGCCAAAAGGACCGCUCGUCCGUCCAGCCAAUGCCAACCCGGACGAAUGUCCUCAGGCGAAGCGUCGGCGCGCGACCGUCGUGGGUACAAGCCCUGUCAAGGCCAUGAUCGCCGCCAAGCCCACCCCUACUCCCACCUCCACCGCGCCCACGCCGGUCGCAGCGAAACCACCAGUACCGGUCAUCGCGAAACCACAGGCUGGGUCGGUCGCUGCGUCCAAGCCGCCAAGUAUGGUUCAGCCCCCGAAACCUGCUGUCGCAAAAGUCACCCCUACAGCCAUCCAGGGUCUGACGCCUACCCCUGUCAAGCGCGUGGGGGUACCUCCUGCCGGCGCCACCUCGGCUACAGCACCUACUGCAGGGUCGGCGGCAGGUCCACCCAAAAUCGCACCGGCACCAGCACCCCGUGCUCCAGGUUUACCCGCCCUCGGUAGACCUAUUGCACCUCAGUCUGCGCCCUCCGCAGGUGCGGCAAGACCGGUAGCUCCCCCUCCAGUCACUAUCGCGCCUGCCAAAGCCCAGGUCCCGCUGGCUCCCGCUCCUACGCCAGCACCAGCACCCGCACCGCCAGCAGUACCACCCUCAAUCACCACUCAGACUUCGACAUCCACCCCCACUCCUUCUGCUUCGGGGCCAGCGCCGCUCGUACCGCCUCGGAGGACGACACGGGCCAGCGUAGGCGGGGAAUCGACCAAGCCGUGA
Molecule: messenger RNA, 4674 nt
Organism: Dioszegia hungarica
Lineage: Eukaryota; Fungi; Basidiomycota; Tremellomycetes; Tremellales; Bulleribasidiaceae
Exons: 4
Coding region: 1-4674 (1557 amino acids)
Molecular function (GO): DNA binding
Source: RefSeq, a predicted model, not a curated record